UUAGCAUUCCCCGUCUGACACGAACUAAUAAGAUUUGACCCAGCUCCAACAUUUCAAAAAGCUAAGCACUGGGUAGUCAUUUCAUCUUUGCUUUUAACUCGAAUUCUUUCACAAUAGUCCAUAAACGCUGAUUUGACCUCUCACAUUUUAGCCAGGUCUGUGUAUCACAAGAAAUAUCAAUCAGCCUUUCCUUAGGUUCUACAACAUUUCAAUUACUUGUAUGUUCUCGCUCUUUUGUGCCCAUAUGUCCCAACAUACGUCACUUUGUCCUCCACAAAUAAAUGGUCCCAAUAACAUACAGGAUUAUUGGUGGCCAUCGCAAUCCAUCAGACUCAUAGGUGUUCCAGGGUCCUCAUUUGUCCACGGACAUAUCGAUGGCAUGGGGGCUUCCAUUUCAUUUUCACUUCAUUUAUGAUAGUUUGACUAGCAGUUGACAAGCCAGUGCAUAAUAUAUGUGAUUUUAAUCUACAGGGAGCCCUUCUGUACUAGAGCGCUCCUUACACUAGAACAGGCCUUUAAUUCAAAGAAAAAGAAGAAGAUGAACAGAGGAGAUUCUACUCUUUAUACUACAAUAAGAAGGCCCUACAGAAAGAUUUAUAGAGCUUAUGCUUGCAUAUAUUUUGCUGCAAUUCUGGGACUUAUAUAUUAUCGCAUAGUGUAUAUGCCAAGUGAAGGAUUUGUUCCUUGGAUUUUGGCAUUUAGUUCAGAGCUAGGCUUUGCCUUCAUUUGGGUAUUAGAUCAGGCCUUCAGAUGGCAGCCUGUUAACCGAUAUGCUUUCCCGGAAAAACUAUCUGAGAGGUUUGAGAAGGAUCUACCGCCUGUGGAUAUAUUUAUAUGCACUGCGGAUCCAGUUAAAGAACCCCCAAUCAGUGUUGUAAACACUGUGUUAUCCACUCUUGCUUUUGAUUAUCCUGUAGAAAAACUCUCUUGUUAUGUAUCGGAUGAUGCAGGAUCGAUUCUCACAUUUUACGCUUUGUUUGAAGCUUCACGCUUCGCAAAAAUUUGGGUUCCUUUUUGCCACAAGUAUUCCAUUCAACAGAGGUGCCCAGAAGAAUAUUUCUCUGAAAAUUGUGCGGAGGGGACUGCGAAUUUUUCCUUCAGAAAGGAUUGGGAGAAUGUCAAGAAAUUGUACGAGGACAUGGAAUAUUGUAUCAAUGGCACUGUGGAGAGAGGAGCCGUUCCAGAAGACAAAUUGAAAGAGCACAACGGCUUCAAAGAAUGGUUCGUUGGAAGCAAUUCGCGAGAUCAUCCAAGUAUUGUUCAGAUUUUACUAAUGAAUAAAGAGGAGAUGAAGGUAGACAGGCAGGGUUUGCCGAAUCUUGUAUAUUUAGCACGUGAAAAACGGCCUGGAUAUCCACAUCAUUUCAAGGCUGGUGCUCUCAACGCUUUGAUCAGAGUCUCUGCUGUAAUAAGCAAUGCUCCAUUUAUUCUUACCCUGGACUGCGACAUGUACGCUAAUAACUGUCAGGCACUUCGCGAAAUGUUAUGUUUCUUCAUGGACCCGCAUACAGGGCACCAGUUUGGAUAUGUUCAGGUUCCCCAAAGAUUUAAGGGCGUUACAAAGAAUGAUCUCUAUGCUAAUAAGCUCACGAGGAUAACCCAGAUACCAUGUCAAGGACUGGAUGGAAUUGAAGGACCAUUAUAUGUGGGCACUGGAUGUAUCCACCGCAGGACUGCGCUGUGCCCUGUCAACGAACAACACAAUCACUGGAAAAACUCAGACAACAUAAUAGAAGAUGCCAAAGAGCUUUCUAAGUGCACAUACGAGCAGAACACCCUCUGGGGAAUCAAGACUGGCAUGAUGUAUGACUGUGCAGUGGAGGACGUAGCGACAGGCUUUGCCAUACAAUGCAGAGGCUGGAAAUCAGCUCUCUGUAUUCCCACAAGGGACACCUUUGUGGGAUGCCCAACAAUCAAUCUGAACGAUACAUUGAUUCAACAAAAAAGAUGGACCGCAGGUCUUUUAGAGAUUUUUGUAAGCAAAUUUUGUCCAUUACUCCAUAGCAAUAACAUAGCACAUAUAAUGGGUUACACUUCUUACUGUCUCUGGGGUCCAUCUUCAUUACACAUUCUCUGCUAUGGCUCUCUCCCAGCUCUAUGUAUGCUCAGCGGCAAAUCAAUAUUUCCUUCGAUUCGGGAUUCAUGGAUCCUCCUCUUUGUUUUUUUAUCAGUGUGUGCAUAUUCCUACAGUGCAAUUGAAUUCAUAUACGUAGGAGGUGGUUCGUUGAAACGAUGGUGGAACGAGCAAAGGAUGUGGAUGAUCAAAGGCGUGUCAUCGUAUCUGUUUGGACUGAUUCAAGUCCUCUGCAAAUUAAUGGGUAUUUCUAAAGUGGGUUUCGAGGUAACAAGCAAAGUAUCAGACAGUGAAGCAGAAAAAAGAUAUGAGGCAGAAAUUUUUGAAUUUGGGGUGGCCUCUACACUUUUCAUUCCUCCCUCCACGCUGGCAAUGAUCAAUUUGAUUGCAUUGAUCGGUGGAAUAGUGCAAUCGACCAUGGCAGGGUAUGAGGUAACUGAGAGUAUGUUUGUGCAGUUAAUGUUAUCAGGCUUCCUUGUUAUAAAUAGCUUUCCAAUCUUGGAAGGGAUGUGGGUGAGGAAGGAUAAAGGGCGAAUGCCCACAUCCAUUACUAUUUGCUCCUGUGCUUUGGCAGUGUGCGCGUGGUGGAUUGUUUCAAUCAUGGUAUGAUCACGUAAGAAGUUCCAGACUCAUCUUUGAGGAUAAAUGUCACUCUGGAACCACUAAUUUAUGAUGAAGUCGGAUGAUGAGGAUGCUCUUCUCUUCUGACUAUUGCUCUUGUUCUCGCUGUUUAGCGUUUUGUUUGUUCUAGUUGUCAGAAGGUUCUUCUUCAUUCAGACUUUAGGGGUGUAUAUUCUCGAACCCACUUUUUUUUAAAGAAAAAUACAUGUAGUGAUUAGUAAAACAAAAAAAAUUUAUUAAAAAAGUAUACUAUAAAUGAUCUUGUUGUCUUUAUGGAUAAAAGAGAAUUCUUUA
Messenger RNA from Cryptomeria japonica (Japanese cedar), 2989 nucleotides. Its product is annotated as cellulose synthase-like protein E6. Bases 539 to 2683 code for a protein of 714 amino acids. The record is from RefSeq and is a predicted model, not a curated record. Gene Ontology annotation, molecular function: mannan synthase activity; cellulose synthase (UDP-forming) activity. Gene Ontology annotation, biological process: cellulose biosynthetic process; plant-type primary cell wall biogenesis. The transcript has 8 exons. Gene Ontology annotation, cellular component: trans-Golgi network; plasma membrane. Lineage: Eukaryota; Viridiplantae; Streptophyta; Pinopsida; Cupressales; Cupressaceae.